Schistosoma margrebowiei is the source of this 2630-nucleotide messenger RNA. The record is from the annotation of a GenBank genome assembly. NCBI's taxonomy places the organism in Eukaryota, Metazoa, Platyhelminthes, Trematoda, Strigeidida, Schistosomatidae.
GCGACAGUUUGACCUUCAAGUGCUCGCAACCUCCAUCAGUGAACGGUACCUUUGAAGCGUUGCCAUCCUGGUAUUUCGUGCAUUAUUUCUCAGAAUACAUGAUAUAAACCAAUGAUGGCCCAGGAACCUUUACAUAUUGUGCCAGAUAACAUCUUAUUACAUUUGUACACACGAUUUCUUCUUAAUAUUCCCGAUGAGUUGAAAGAAGAUUGUGCGAAGAAUUUCGUAAGAAUUUUUUUUGAAGUUGAGCGGGCUCAUUGGUUUUACGUCGAUUAUUGUAUUGAAGAUCCUUCAGUUGGUGGUGUUGAUAUGUUCGGACUAACUCAACAGUUAUUUGAGAAGUUUCCUUCUAUUGUCCCCCGGGGUAUAAACUGGCAAGAAAAGUUUGUCGAAUGGAAGAAAUACCGUGGGUCCACAGCUACUGGGAGCAUGAUAAUUAUUGACGAACAUUACAAGAUGAUCUUGUUAGUCCAAGGAUUUUAUGGCAAUCGUUGGAGCCUACCUGGUGGCAAAAUUAAUCAAGAUGAAUCUCUUGUUGAUUGUGCUUCUCGUGAAGUAAUGGAAGAAACGGGUUUGGACUUAGCAAAUCGUAUCUUACCGUCCCUCUAUAUUGAUCGUUAUAUUGGUGGUACUUUAAGACGAGCAUUCAUUGUUGAAGGACUUCCCAGGACUUCUCGAUUGAAGCCUGGUACAAAAAACGAGAUUGAAGCUAUAACUUGGUUUGGAAUUGCUGAUUUGCCAACACAUAUCCAAGAUAUUGCUACUAUGGAAAAAUUGAAUUCAAGACCGAACAACUUCUACCUGGUGAUCCCAUUUAUUCGGCAACUGAAACUGUACGUAGAACAACGACUGUCAGGCAAACCACCUGGUUUAGCGUUAUCUGAAUCAGAACGCCUUUGUAGUAAUUCUAUGAAUUAUUCUGUUAAUCUUCAACACAAUGCAAUAAACAGUCUGUCAAAUAUGAAAGUGAAUACAACCAGUACCCCGUCUAAGAAGCAAAAAAAGAAUAAGAAAUCAAACACGUCAAAAAGUCCCAAUCAAUCUUUAUCUGAGGAUGGAAAAACUGGCGAAAAAUCAAGAAAUCGAACGAGUUCUAAUGUCGCUUGUAACUCCGAAUUUAAGAAGUGUGGGAAACACAAUGUAAGUCUACAUCUGUGUUUGAUUAUUAUUAUUUUUUCUGACGUUGAUGAUGAUAAGUAUGAUAAAACUGUUCUCAUCGAUUUAUUAUUGUAAAUCAUACUUUUUACAAUUCUAACGGCGGAAAAUCUUAAACACAAUAUACCUGGCUGAUCAAUUCUUUACAAUCAUGCAAUAUUCUUAAAUCAUAUGCUUCUGCACAGGAAUUAGUUGCUAAUUAUAUCCGACACUCGGUUAUAGUUGACAUCUUAUAGCACGUUAUUGAGGCUAGCAAACGUAAUUUAAAAUUUAUUUCAUAUAACCGCUUAUUGGUCAGGGUCGCACCAGUGACUAGUCGUGAUGAUCGGUUAUAGUAAACAUCUUGUACUUUAUGACAUAAAAUGAAUAAACCGCGAUAGGCGUUAGAUAUUAGAAAAUCAGCUAUUGAAAUGUUUUAGAUUUGUCUCUUGUUAGUUAUCAUCCAUUAACGUUUAUUAGUUUAAAACAAGAGCUAAAUUGUAGGACCAAAGUGAUGAUCAAUUCACGUAUAUAACUUGGUCCUUCAGGUAAUCUAUGUUAUCUGUAAGAAUGAUAAACUUAUAACGUAUUAAAACAAAACACCAUGAUGUAUAGUUGGUUCUCUGAUAGUACAUGAAUUAUUUCGAUAAGUUAGGUGCUUUUUGGCAAUGAAUAUCGUAACGACGAACCGGGAUCUUGUUCAUCUAGUUAGUUACCUUUGAAUAAAUGAUGUUAUAUGCUUUUGCAAGUCUGAUGUAUAAUCACGUGUUUGGAAUUUAUUUGAUGAAACCCUUAUACCAAUGAAUGUUAACCACAACAUAAGUAGUCAGAUACUAAUCAGUCUUAUAUAAUUCAACUCUUUAGUGUUUUUAGGAUGUGCCGCUAGCUAAAUUGAGAAAAUAACGAAAUGUACGAUUUACUUCAUUUAGCACUUGUUACUUUCGUCAGUUAACAUGUUUGUCUCAUCUGCUUCCUUCAAAUCUGUUUUCGGAAUUUCGUCGAUGGCUGGAUUCAAAGUGAAUAAAGAUAUCGGAUAGAUCUGUUAAAAUUUACUUGGGUUUUUGGAAGGAUUUCUUGAGUGUUAUUGAUUUAGUUCAAUGUUUCAUUUUACUUUAAAGGGAUUUUAUUAACGUAACAUAGAAUGCCAAUUUUUCUUUCGUGUCAAUAGUGGACGGGAUGAUUGGGAGCAACUCUAAUAAUAGUAAUAAUAAUGAUGUUGAUACUGGUUUACAAAUGGUGUCGUAUUGGCAAUCUUUUCAGAUUGAUAGAAAUAAGUUAUUAGAAUGUUUAUGUAAUAGUGCAAAGUGAAAAGAUAUUUUAACAAUUCUUUUGAGAUAGAUAAAUGAACACAAAACUACUCAUUUUGUUUUGAGCGCUAAAGUAUUAUUUAUUCCUCUUAAAAGUAACCAAUCAAUAAUAUAUGCUUUUAUAUAUACGUUUGUAUCUGAUGUUUAUAUUCCUGAUUUAACAAAAGUAUAAAUUAUUUUUUAACACAA